Thlaspi arvense is the source of this 273-nucleotide messenger RNA. The record is from the annotation of a GenBank genome assembly. Lineage: Eukaryota; Viridiplantae; Streptophyta; Magnoliopsida; Brassicales; Brassicaceae.
AUGCCGAAAGAUUGGAAUAUGAAGUACGAUUUUUGCGUCGAGUCUCUUGAAUCGAAUCCUCAUAGCAAAAGUGCAACAAGUAUCAAAGGAUUGGUCAUAGCAUCAACGAAGAAUGCUGCAUUCAACACGAUUAACGUGGAAGGAAUCGCUAAAACGAUCCUCAAUGAAAGGAAAACUUCUCAUGUUUUUGAUGCACCGAGAAUUUGUGAAGAUAUAUUCACAAAAAUCAAGAAAGCAAAAUCUCCGAUUAGAGAUGAGAACAUUAUUAUUUAA